UGUACACAGCUCCCUCAUCAGGUCUCCCCGGGAUCGGUGUUUUGCAUCGCUCCUCGAUUUGCAUUUCUUCCUCAGAUUUUCCGUGCGACGGGUUCAGCGGGCGCUUCUUCACGGCUCUUUUUUAUAUAAAAAAAAAAAAUAUAGAGAGAUACAUACAUAUACGCGCGCCUCCAUUUCCACAGCAACAUCCAUACGCGCAAAGAGAGACAGAGAACUAGAGAAAAGGAAACAAAACAUACAAACGAAAAACAAAACAUCUGGAUUUUUAAUAUAAUGUUGCCGAAGCUCCACGAUUGGGGAAACUGAAGAGAUUUUUUUAUUCCCUGCUUUAUUUUCUCUUCUUUCUGGUGCGUACCAGCGGAGCUAGACACGUGUCCUCGGGGUAAACAGAAAGGGCUAGGUCGUGCCAGCGGAUCGCGUUGUUUCUUUCCCUCUGUUGUUGUUGUUUUUUCCCCCCUCUACUGUGUUUGUUACCGACACACCGGGCUUAAGCUUGGCUACCGCAUAUAUUGUCUAUUUCAUCCGUCGCGCCUUGGUAAAUAAGACGCAUUUUGGAGAUGUCGGAAGUGCUGCCUUUCAACGAAGAGAAAAUGAGUCAUUAUGGAAAUGAGGGCGACGAGGAACACCUUUCCUUCACCUGUCGCCUUCAAGACACCAACAACUUCUUCAACGGCUCACAGAACAAGCGUCCGCCAAAACUCGGACAAAUUGGCAGGAGCAAACGAGUUGUGAUCGAGGAUGAGAAUGGCGACGAAGCGCUGAAAAACGGAACAGAGAAGACUUCAGGAGAGGCUUAAGGCAUCCGAACCGACCGAAAGACAAUCCAGUUUUUUUUCUAUGGCGAUAUUUACCAGUUCUAACCCAAAGACACUGUAUAUAAGCACUUUCUCUCAUGUGGCAGCAAGCAAGCACUUCCACGCCCUCCUCUUCCGAGUCUGUCAUGACCAGCCGGAUGGAUGGAUGCACAAGCGCUGGCCACAGGUGGGAGGCGGCAGCAAAAAUAAGAAAACGAAAAAAAAUGGAGACCUCCAGGUGGACCCCCAUAACGCAUUUACACAAACACACCCUUGAUUACAGGGUUUUGCCAUAAAUCCAGUCACAGGAGAGGAGACUGGGAGAGGAGGCAAGUGGUGGGGAGCGAGGUGAAGGAUGGAGGCGAUGCUGUCGAAAUGCAGAAAUCAGGGACAGGAUACAGAGGUAGAUCUAUUAUAAUAAACUAAAGCACACACUUCUCCUAUAUCUUAUCAAUCAAACCUUUCUGCUCUUCGUUUUGUGACUGAGGGCAAACGAAUACCAGAGUUUUGUAAAUAUGGAAAGGGUAGCCCAUAUUUUCUUGCACAAAGGGAGAACUGGUAAUCUGGUUUUGUUCUGUGUUGACGACUUAAUUUAUUCUGGAAACCUUGGGGAAUAUGUCUUUUUGAAGUGACGUAAAGCCCGUGGGAGAUUUUCGUUCUUUUGUUGUUGUUGUUUUAUUUGCUUUUUUUUCUUUUUGUAUGUUGAGAAAAACCGAGCAAAUGAGAGUGAUGUUAUUUUUCACUUAUGGAUUCUCGAUGUUGCCUGAGUGUUUUUGUUACCAUACUUUGCAGCUAUAACAAGUCAUUUCUAAACAGCGUACUUCCCACCUGUUUGUAAGCUUACCCAGGCUUUCACCUGGAUCGAUUGAUACUGUAACUUGACUGUAAACACCCUAUUGAUAAAAAAAAACUAUUUAUAUUUCAUUGUGCAUUAUUGUGUGUGCCAAAUCUCAUGGGUUUACUGAAUACCAUUUUUUUGGUUGGUUUUUUUUUUGUGCUUAAUACAUUUACUCGAUGAUUCCAGUCGUUUCCCCUGGGGUUGCCAUUUUUAGGGCUCUUUUUGGUAAAAAAAAAAAAAAGACGAAAAAAAACACUUAAAAGUACCAACUCAUGCAUGGCGAAUAUGAAUUCAUGCAUGCAUGGCAGCAGUUCUGAAACUCUUGUGUAAUCUUGAAGCACCUCGUAUACAGCUUUGAAUGACAAAGACCUCAAGAAACAGUCUUAAUUCUUCGUUGUACUGUACGACUCUCACUGAUUUGUACAGUGGCCUAAUAUCUUGUAAUAAAGAUUAUGAUAACGUACUAUUUACUGUUAGUGUUGAUUGUGGUUUACAAUAAGGAAUGAUGUAUUUGAUGUUUCUUUUUGUUUCAUAAAAAAGGAAGAAAAAAAAAACCUUUGAAAUCUGUAGCAAAAACAUGAAAAUAUAGUUUUGUAUCAGAGAGUUAAAGAUAGUAGCAGGUAACCCGGAUUACUUUUUGGACAUGUUGCUUGGACAGUUUCUCCUGUUGUUAUUGUAUUGCCUAUCUGGCUGCCAAGGAACGGUGAAGUCAGCGUUUUUUUCCACUGUGAGAAAGUAGCAUCCCAGUCUUUGGAGGGCGAUCGGACGUGGAAGAGGCACAGGAUGAUGAGAGGAUAAUCCCACGGAGAAUCUGAGAUGCACACUUUGUCCUGCCAAGACAAAGGCGAGCUCAAACAGUUGCACAACAGACUAUGAUCUCAUUAAGUGCUACAGUUCUGCGAAAAGAUUUUUUUUUUUUUUUUUGUGGGGAUAAUGUA
This is a messenger RNA of Xiphophorus maculatus (southern platyfish), 2570 nucleotides long. It is a transcript of the gene camk2n1, whose product is annotated as calcium/calmodulin-dependent protein kinase II inhibitor 2-like. Gene Ontology annotation, biological process: negative regulation of protein kinase activity. Bases 558 to 797 code for a protein of 79 amino acids. Gene Ontology annotation, molecular function: calcium-dependent protein kinase inhibitor activity; protein kinase binding. The record is from RefSeq and is a predicted model, not a curated record. NCBI's taxonomy places the organism in Eukaryota, Metazoa, Chordata, Actinopteri, Cyprinodontiformes, Poeciliidae. The transcript is spliced from 2 exons.